GCAGCCCCGGCCGAGGAUUCCCAGCGGCUCCGUCGCCCAGCUGCACCUCGGCAUGGCGAAGGCAGCCGGAGCCGGCGGCAGCGGCGCCCUCCUCCGCCUCCUCCUCCUCCUCCUCCUCCUCCUCGCUGCGCUGUGCUGCCGGAGCCUGGCCCAGAGAGCCCCGGCCAUUCCGGACAAGUGCUGCUUCAACUUCCAGAUGAGGAGGAUCAAGAAGGACAACGUGGUGGGCUGCUACGCCACGAGCCCCGAGUGCCCGCACCGGGCCGUCAUAUUCAAGGUGAAAAACGGCAAGGAGAUCUGCGCCCAAGCCGGCAGGCCCUGGGUGAAGAAGUACCAGGAGACCUUCAAGGCCAGCUCCUUCUCCAUCCCCAGCUAGAGGGGAGGCAGCGCGCCGGCCCCGAAGCAGAGGGGCCCUCGCCGCGCCGCCUCCCUCGCUUCCCCCCGCGCCGGGGGGCCGAGGCGGGACCCCCACCCCGCUCCCCGGGGCGGCCCGCCCCGCCGGCGCCCCCCGCUCGGGCGCGGGGGCUAAGGAGCCGCGUCCGCGCGCUCGCUGCCUGUACGACGCGACGAGCGGGAUUAAAGACCGCGUCACGCGCGCAA
Rhea pennata is the source of this 600-nucleotide messenger RNA. RefSeq names its product C-C motif chemokine 4-like. The record is from RefSeq and is a predicted model, not a curated record. Gene Ontology annotation, biological process: immune response. Gene Ontology annotation, cellular component: extracellular region. NCBI's taxonomy places the organism in Eukaryota, Metazoa, Chordata, Aves, Rheiformes, Rheidae. Gene Ontology annotation, molecular function: chemokine activity. The transcript has 3 exons. The coding region runs from base 53 to 376 and encodes 107 amino acids.